Messenger RNA from Protopolystoma xenopodis, 288 nucleotides. The record is from the annotation of a GenBank genome assembly. Lineage: Eukaryota; Metazoa; Platyhelminthes; Monogenea; Polystomatidea; Polystomatidae.
UUCCGCGUGAACGUGACCUUCUAUGAUGACAAACGAAUGCUUGACCUGAGCAACUACAUCCUCAGUCCGGAGUGGAGCAUUCUCAGCUCAAAGGCCAUCUUUAAAGAGACUUACUAUCCCUGUUGCCCAGAACCGUAUCCGGACAUCUCAUUCUACAUCCUCAUCGAGCGACAGUCGAAAUUCUACAGCUACAUCCUCAUUUUGCCAUGUUUUUUACUGUCCUGGCUCACACUAGUCCUCUUCUGGCUGCCCCCAGAAACACCGGCUAAAAUGGUUCUGGGUAGGUAG